This is a messenger RNA of Eurypyga helias (sunbittern), 1461 nucleotides long. It is a transcript of the gene ZDHHC1, whose product is annotated as zinc finger, DHHC-type containing 1. Gene Ontology annotation, biological process: protein targeting to membrane; peptidyl-L-cysteine S-palmitoylation. Gene Ontology annotation, molecular function: protein-cysteine S-palmitoyltransferase activity. The record is from RefSeq and is a predicted model, not a curated record. The transcript is spliced from 10 exons. Gene Ontology annotation, cellular component: Golgi apparatus; endoplasmic reticulum. Lineage: Eukaryota; Metazoa; Chordata; Aves; Eurypygiformes; Eurypygidae. The coding region runs from base 1 to 1461 and encodes 486 amino acids.
AUGAAUAUCUGCAACAAACCUCCUAAUAAAACAGCUCCAGAGAGUUUGGGUGAAGCUUUUCCUGAGGUGCAGGUCCAACGCGCUCGAAGGAAUGGCUGGAGCUGGCCUCUGCACCUUUUCCAGAUUAUUGCCUGGUUGCUGUACCUCUUCUUUGCACUGGUUGGCUUUGGAAUCCUGGUUCCUCUCCUGCCCCGCCACUGGCUGCCUGCCGGCUAUAUCUGUCCAGGAGUGUGUUUUAUCUACCAUUUAGUUGUUCAUCUUACUGCAGUCUCUAUUGACCCUGCGGAUGCAAAUGUGCGAGAAAAAAACUAUCUAGGGCCUCUGGCCACCUUCAGUCGUAAUGAACAUGCACAUGUCAUUGAAAACCAUCAUUGCCAUGUCUGUGAUGUAGAUGUGAGUGCCAAGUCAAAGCACUGUGGAACUUGCAACAAGUGUGUGUGUGGCUUUGAUCACCACUGCAAAUGGCUCAACAACUGUGUGGGAGAGAGGAAUUACUGGCUCUUUUUGAAUAGCGUGCUGUCUGCCAUUCUGGGCCUUGGGCUUCUGCUGCUCGUCGCUUGCUACGUCUUUGUGGAGUUCUUCGUUGACCCCACGAUGCUUCGCUCCGACCAGCACUUUGACGCUCUAAAGAACCACACGGACCGCUGGUUUGUGUUUCUUCCUGCGGCUCCCGUUGAGACUCGGUCAUCUGCCAUUUUGGUCACGGCUGGGAUCUUCAUUCUCAUGAGCCUAAUGACCGUGAUCCUGCUGGGCCACCUCUUGACCUUUCACAUCUAUCUCAUGUGGAACAAACUGACUACGUACGAGUACAUCCUGCAGCAGCGUCCCCAGCAAGAGACGAGAGCGGCGGACAAGCAACUGGAGUCUUGUCCCUCCCAAGCCAGCCCCAGUCAGGAAGGAGACUUUUUUCCAGGUAAACCUGGCUAUACAGACCCCGGUGCCCAAGAACAGGAGUUCUCGACAGUAACUUCAGGAAAAGGCUUUUCAAAGCUCCAUGUGCAUGAUGGUGGAGCUGAGCCCGAGCAGAGCUCCUCUCCUGACCUCCCGUCUCUUCACUUCGCGGCCCCUUCUCAGCAACAGAAAAAAAGAAGAAAGAAGACACACAAAGCCUCUUCCUCAGCAAUGGACAGCAGAUCUAAACCACAUGCUAGACCUGGGCUGUCUUCGCCCAAUCCCCAGCCAGACAAUCCCAGAGGUGACAGGCCGAAGAACCUGCAUUCUGGGCACAAGGUAAGAAGGAAAAGCAGCCAGCAAGCCAGACACCUGGAACAAGAACUGGAACUCUUCCCUAAGACUCCUGCGGUGUUUGUAAGUAGGAGCAGUGGAGAACCUCACACUGCUCAGCCCCAGCCCUGUGCGAGCACAGCCGAGCCCCAGCACAGAAAGUGCCCCAGCAAGCAGCGCGUGGGCAGGCACGAUCCCUGCUUCGAGGACCUGAGACAAAACACCACAGCGGCCUAG